CUUGAAAUUCUUCGUUCGCUACUGAGGAUACUGUACAGUAGACGAGUUUUUAUAAAGGUAUCGUUCUGCACACCAAGUUUUGCCCUUUAAUUUUUUUUAACGAGGCCAUGACUACUUAAAAAGCAAAGAAAGAAAGAGAAAACAGAGGGACAUAACAUACAGUUUUAACUAAACAAAGUAGUAGUAGUAGUAAUAUUAAAGUAGACAUGUUUUUCUAGUUCCCAAGUGAUAUGGCCUUGUCUAUAGGAAUUGUAGGAAUAGGAGGGCUCCGUGUUUCUCCCUUACAAUGCAGAGCCGCUUCUAACGAUAAUGCCUCUCUCUCCUUUUCUCACGCGCGCGACGCCGCUUACAUUCAACGCGCCGUCGAACUCGCCGACAUGUCCGCCGGCUUCACCUCUCCUCACCCUAAUUUCGGCUGCGUCAUCGCUACCUCUUCCAGCACCGUUGCCGGCGAGGGCUUUCUCUACGCCCAGGGGACCAAACCUGCUGAGGUUCUCGCCGUCGAGGCUGCUGGCGAACGUUGCCGAACCUCCACCGCUUAUCUUAAUAUGGAGCCCGGUGAUUGCCACGGUGACCAUGCCGCCGUCUCCGCUCUCGUCGAGGCAGGGAUUGCGAGGGUAGUGGUUGGGAUCAGGCAUCCUCUACAGCAUCUCAGAGGCAAUGCUGUAAGGGCAUUGAGAGGUCAGGGAGUGCAGGUCGAUGUUCUUGGAGAGGAUCUCAAAAGCAAAAUCAUUGAGAAUGCUCAAAAAACAUGCCUCCUAGUCAAUGCCCCUUUGAUUUGUAGAGCAGCUUCCCGUGUUCCCUUCUCUGUUUUCAAGUUUGCAAUGACACUUGAUGGAAAAAUUGCUGCUAGUAGUGGACAUGCAUCAUGGAUAAGCAGCAAAGUCUCUAGAAGUCGAGUUUUUGAAAUGCGGGGUAGAAGUGAUGCUGUUGUUGUUGGAGGGAAUACCGUCCGGAGGGACAAUCCAAAAUUGACGGCAAGACAUGGAGGUGGGCAUAUGCCCAUGCGGAUUGUAAUGUCACAGACACUUGAUCUGCCUGAGGAAGCAAAUCUUUGGGAUGUGUCGGAAGCAUCUACCAUAGUUGCAACCCAAAGGGGGGCUAGAAGAAGUUUCCAGAAAUUUCUUGCUUCUAAAGGAGUUGAAGUAGUGGAGUUCGACAUCUUAAAUCCUAGAGACGUAAUGGAAUACUUUCACGAUUGUGGAUAUCUUUCAGUUUUGUGGGAGUGUGGAGGAACAUUAGCUGCAUCUGCAAUUUCAGCUGGAGUAAUACACAAGGUUUUCGCAUUUGUUGCUCCUAAGAUUAUAGGUGGCAAAUAUGCUCCAUCUCCUGUAGGUGAACUUGGCAUGGUUGAGAUGUCUCAAGCUUUAGAUUUGAUUGAUGUUUGCUAUGAACAGGUUGGACCAGACAUGCUUAUUAGCGGAUUCCUUCAGCCCAUACCAGAUGUAACGCCUGUUAUCCCAUCAGUUGAAGAAACUUAUGCAAUUGAUCAGACCGUUACUCCAUAUGAAUCAAAAAUCAUUUCUUUCUACAAAACAUGGGACCUGUAUGGUGCUUUUUCAAAUUUUUCUCCUCAUCCAAUUCAAAUGCCUGAUGACAAUGGUGGUUAUGUCUCCUGGUCGAGUGUAGAACAUUACUACCAGGCUCAGAAGUUUGUUGGAGUCAAUGAUCCUCUCGCGUCAGAUUGUGUAGCAAGGAUAAAGUCUGCCAAAAGUCCGGAGGAGGCUGCAAGAUUAGGAAGAUCAAUGCAGAGGCAGCGCCCUGAUCUGGUAAGAUCUGAUUGGGAAAGUGCCAAGAUCAAUGUUAUGUACAAAGCAGUGAAAUGUAAGUUCUCAAUUUAUCCGCAUCUGAAUUCUAUGUUGCUUUCUACUGCUGGAUCUGUUCUUGUUGAAGCUUCACCGCAUGAUUUUUUCUGGGGUGGAGGCCGGGAUGGAGAGGGCUUAAACUAUUUGGGGCGGCUUUUAAUGCAAUUAAGAUCCGAGUUUCUUGGUGAGUCCCCUGCUGCAUCUAAUCAAAACACUUUCCUAGUUGGAUAGUAAUAGCAGCAAAGUUAGUAUUCUUAAUUAGCGAGUUCUUUCCUGCAACCUUAAUAUUGUUUCAACAGAGUCAGAAUUUUCAUUUGAUAGAAGAGAACUUUUAGUUUUAUAUUCUAGUCUAACUUAAAACAUGCAGAAGAAUUCAAAUGUUUGAACUUUUAAGUACUGUACAUUGUCAAUUUCACAAGUUUUUAAUUUGAGGUACAUAGUAUAAGUGAAGCUGCACAUCUUCUUGUAACAGGCUAUUAGUGUUUGAUUUCACUGGUCUGUUGAAUGUUUGCCAUUGUAUUUCUUUGGCUUGCUCUCAAGAUUUUCAACUUAUAAUAAACAGUGAAAUAUGUUAAUGGAAAAGCUGUUCUCUAGGUUUGCAGACGCCUGGUAAAGAAUAAGAGAGGUGUACGAAGGUAUCCUCAAGUUAAGAUUCUGCUCUUGAGUGUCAUGGUAUAAGCCUGCCUGACUCAGAUCAAUUGGUUGUCCAGAGAUGAAAAUGGACCAUAGUGUUCUUGGAAUUACUAUACAAUUGACCUUAUUCUUUUUAUUUAUAUUAUUUCAGUAAGCAAUUAUGUAUAUUGGGAAUUAACCAUAUUAAUUUUUUUUAUGAAAUUAAUGAAAUGAUAAUACAAAUCUAUUCUUUAUAA
This is a messenger RNA of Cannabis sativa, 2674 nucleotides long. Its product is annotated as riboflavin biosynthesis protein PYRR, chloroplastic. The transcript has 9 exons. The record is from RefSeq and is a predicted model, not a curated record. Bases 231 to 2036 code for a protein of 601 amino acids. Gene Ontology annotation, molecular function: diaminohydroxyphosphoribosylaminopyrimidine deaminase activity; NADP binding; 5-amino-6-(5-phosphoribosylamino)uracil reductase activity. Gene Ontology annotation, biological process: riboflavin biosynthetic process. Lineage: Eukaryota; Viridiplantae; Streptophyta; Magnoliopsida; Rosales; Cannabaceae.